Molecule: messenger RNA, 856 nt
Organism: Racocetra fulgida
Lineage: Eukaryota; Fungi; Glomeromycota; Glomeromycetes; Diversisporales; Gigasporaceae
Source: the annotation of a GenBank genome assembly
GACGAUAUAUUGGUGUUACAUCCUUCAAUGAAGACUACGGUUUUAAGUGAAUUUCGCAUGACGGUUCAUGAAGUUAAGGAAACUCUUGACGCUACGGUGACUGAAAACAAAGAAGGCGAACGUUGUCUAAACAAUUAUGUUCUGAAAGAAGUCAUUGGCCAGGGAGCUUAUGGAACGGUCAAUUUAGCUGUAGAUAAGCUCACUGGAAAUAAAUAUGCUAUCAAAGAAUUUAGUAAAACUCGACUUCGUAAAAAAACUAACUAUUUCCGUCGUCCGCGUGGACGUUUUGGCAAAGUUAUGGAAAAUUAUGAUCCAUCAUCAUCGGAUCCUCUUUAUUUGAUCCGUGGUGAAGUUGCUGUCUUGAAAAAAUUAAAUCAUCCAAAUGUGAUCAAAUUGUUCGAAGUGUUGGAUGAUGAACAGGAUUCUUUAUAUAUGGAUAUCAAGCCCGAUAAUCUCCUUUUGUCUGCUGAAGGUGUUCUCAAGAUUGUAGAUUUUGGUGUGUCUGAGAUGUUUACUGAAGGGAAUGAUAAAAUGAAAAAAUCGGCUGGUAGUCCAGCUUUUAUGGCACCGGAGCAUCCAUGGGUAAAUAAUCACGGAAAAGAUCCUCUCAUAUCGACUGAAGAAAAUUGCAGUGAACUUGUCACCGAAAUUACGGUUGAUGACUUGAACUCUGCAAUUAAACUCUUAAGUUUUAGAAGCAUUGUUGUCGUGCAUCGUGCUGUUCAACAAUUCAAAAGACUGUCAAAGUCGCAUCAUUAUUCGGCAGAAGAAAUGGAUAAAUUGAAAAAGGAUGUACAGGAUGCCGAAGAAAAGAAAGAAAUGGAAGUAACUGAACAUAUUGCUAUUAUUACGGAAA